GGUUCCUUACCUCUGCGGUUGCGUGUGCCUCUGUGUCCCCCUGCAGGCUUCGAGCUGCUGUACCAGCCGGAGGUGGUGAGGCUCUACCUGUCCCUGCUGACCGAGAGCCAGAACUACAACACCCUGGAGGCGGCCGCGGGGGCUCUGCAGAACCUCAGCGCCGGACAGUGGACCUGGUCCAACUACAUCCGAGCCACAGUGAGGAAGGAGAAAGGUCUCCCCAUCCUGGUGGAGCUGCUGCGCUCCGACUCCGACAAGGUGGUCCGAGCUGUGGCCAUCGCCCUGCGCAACCUGUCCAUUGACCGCCGCAACAAGGACCUGAUCGGAAGUUAUGCCAUGCGGGACUUGGUGAGCAACCUGCCCAGCGGUCAGCAGCGACCAGCCAAGAACCUGGAGGAGGACACCGUGGUGGCCAUCCUCAACACCAUCCACGAGAUUGUCACGGACAGCUCGGAAAACGCUCGCUCCCUCAUCCAGGCGCAGGCCAUUGAGAAGCUCGUCGCCAUCAACAGGACCAGCCAAUCAGCGCGUGAAACAAAGGCAGCGUCCCACGUUCUGCAGACAGUGUGGAGCUAUAAGGAGCUGAGGAACGCUUUGACUAAGGACGGCUGGAAUAAGGGCCACUUUCAGCCCACUGUGACAGCCACCCCGAAAGCAACCAAGAACGGCAAGCCGGGUUAUGACGACACCACCCUGCCCCUGAUGGAGAAGAACCAAGGUCAGUCAGUGAGCGUGUGGGUCGGCAUGGGUCACUAUUUUAAGGCUGUUUAG
Menidia menidia (Atlantic silverside) is the source of this 771-nucleotide messenger RNA. Lineage: Eukaryota; Metazoa; Chordata; Actinopteri; Atheriniformes; Atherinopsidae. The record is from the annotation of a GenBank genome assembly.